Messenger RNA from Corticium candelabrum, 498 nucleotides. RefSeq lists its product as uncharacterized. Bases 67 to 498 code for a protein of 143 amino acids. The transcript has 2 exons. The record is from RefSeq and is a predicted model, not a curated record. NCBI's taxonomy places the organism in Eukaryota, Metazoa, Porifera, Homoscleromorpha, Homosclerophorida, Plakinidae.
UGGUUAACAAUCAAACCAGUGAACGUGUCUGAUGUGGGAAACUAUACUUGUGAAGCACACAAUCGCAUGGGAAUUGUCGAGUCUCGCGUUGCAUCAUUAACAAUAGGAAAAAGUGUAGUCUGUUGUUUGUACUUGCGUAUUCCAGACAAAGUAGAAACAGCUUCUUGGACUAACGUCGAGUUGUCGCUAUCGUUUCAGUCGUCAGAGUAUAAACUUUUGGCUGUAUCAGUAGCCAAAGAAGGUCAUUUGUACUCGCCAGCAACAUAUUCCCAGUUCUCUAACCAAAACUACAUCCGCACAACUAACGUUAGUAUUAAUCUUGGACGUUUGAAAGAAUCAGAUACAGCUGUCUACAGCUGGCGUUUGUAUAUGAGUGCUUCAACAUCUAGCACUUUGCCUAAUAUUGAAGUCACGUCAUUCAUACCCGUCACAAUUGAAGGUGACUUUGUAGUCCUUUUUGUUUCUAAGUUAUACAACAACAUAGAUGUUAUGAUCUAG